Molecule: messenger RNA, 2508 nt
Organism: Fonsecaea erecta
Lineage: Eukaryota; Fungi; Ascomycota; Eurotiomycetes; Chaetothyriales; Herpotrichiellaceae
Exons: 1
Coding region: 1-2508 (835 amino acids)
Cellular component (GO): mitochondrion
Molecular function (GO): oxidoreductase activity; protein binding
Source: RefSeq, a predicted model, not a curated record
AUGGGCUCCAUCACUGUGACGCCCGUGCCCCGCGUCGCCAUCAUCGGCGCGGGCAUCGUGGGUACCAACCUCGCUGACGAGCUCGUCUCGCGCGGAUGGACCGACAUCACCGUCAUCGACCAGGGCCCGCUGGACAUGCCGGGCGGGUCGACGUCGCACGCCCCCGGCCUAGUGUUCCAGACGAACCCAUCCAAGACCAUGACCCAAUUUGCCCGCUACACGGUCGACAAGCUGCUCUCGCUGCAGCAGGACGGCCAGAGCUGCUUCAACCAGGUCGGUGGCCUGGAGAUCGCGACCACGCCGGCACGCAUCGAGGAGCUGAAGCGUAAGCACGGCUGGGCAUCAUCAUGGGGCGUGGAAACCCGCCUCCUCAGCGCCGAGGAGUGCCUCGAAAAGUAUCCCUUGUUGAACAAGGACCUCGUGCUCGGUGGCCUGUUCAUCCCCACGGACGGGCUGGCGCUGGCCGCACGGGCAGUCCAGCUACUGAUCGAACGCACCCGCAAGGCUGGCGUGCGGUACCUGGGGUCCACGCAAGUCACGGGCAUCGAACAGGCAAAAGACCGCGUCACCGGCGUGGUGACGCCUGAGGGCGUGAUCCCGGCGGACAUUGUCGUGUCGUGCGCGGGCUUCUGGGGCGUCGAAGUCGGCGCCAUGGUCGGGCUCCCCAUCCCCCUGCUGCCCCUGGCACAUCAGUACGUCAAGACCACGCCCGUGCCAUCGCAGGCGGGUCGCAAUCCCCAACCCAACGGGGCGAACCUGCCCAUCUUGCGGUACCAGGACCAGGACCUCUACUAUCGCGAGCACGGCGACCAGUACGGCAUCGGCUCAUACGCACACCGGCCGAUUCCCGUCGUGGCGUCGACCUUGCCGCUCGCCUCGAAGACGGUCGACGAGAAGAACAUGCCCUCCCGCCUGGAUUUCACCCCGGAGGACUUCACAUCGGCGUGGGAUUUGUCCCGAGAGCUUCUGCCGGCGUUGAAGGAGAGCGAGAUCGCAGAUGGCUUCAACGGCAUCUUCUCGUUCACUCCGGACGGUGGCCCUCUCGUCGGACAGUCGCCGACGCUCGACGGCUUCUACGUGGCCGAGGCGGUGUGGGUGACGCACUCUGCUGGAGUGGCGCGUGCAGUGGCUGAAAUCCUGACGACAGGACGGUCCGAAGUCGAUCUGGCCGAGUGCGACCUGGGCCGCUUCGAGGAGGUCCAACUCACCCCGGCCUACGUCAAGGAGACGUCCCAGCAGAACUUCGUCGAGGUCUACGACAUCCUCCACCCCCUGCAACCCCGAGAGUCUCCCCGCAACCUGCGAGUCACUCCGUUCUACGCCCGGCAACGCGAGCUGGGUGCUUUCUUCCUCGAGGGUGGUGCGUGGGAGCGUCCCUACUGGUACGAGUCGAACGCGAAGCUGCUCGACCAGCUGCCCCCCGAGUGGAAGCCCGUCGAGCGUGACCCCUGGUCGGCCCGGUACUACUCGCCCAUCGCGGCGGUGGAGGCGUGGAAGACGCGCACCGCGGUGGCCAUGUACGACAUGACGCCGCUCCGGAGGCUAGAGGUGGCGGGUCCGGGCGCGGUCGACCUCCUCCAGCGCCUGACCACGGGCGACGUGUCGAAGAAACCGGGCGCCGUCACCUACACGCUUCUGCUCGACAGCCGCGGCGGCAUCCGCAGCGACAUCACCGUAGCCCGGCUCGCCGACGACCUCUUCCAGGUGGGCGUCAACGGGCGCGUCGACCUGAUCUACUUCUCGCGCGAGGCGCGGCGGCAGUCGCAGGAGGACCCGAGCCGGUGGGCGUACGUGCGCGAGACCACCGGCGGCACGUGCUGCGUCGGGCUCUGGGGUCCACGGGCCCGCGACGUGAUCAGUGCCGUCAGCACCGACGACUUCAGCAACAAGGGCCUGCGCUACUUCCGCGUCAAACGCGCCAGUAUCGCGGGGAUCCCCGUGGUGGCCAUGCGGCUAUCGUACGUCGGCGAGCUGGGCUGGGAGAUCUACGCGAGCGCCGACAACGGGCAGCGGCUGUGGGACGCGCUGUGGCAGGCCGGGCAGGCCCACGGGGUCGUGGCGGCCGGCCGCACGGCGUUCAACGCGCUGCGUCUGGAGAAGGGGUACCGGUCGUGGGGCACGGACAUGACGACGGAGCACGACCCGUUCGAGGCCGGGGUGGACUUUGCCGUCAAGCUGACCAAGCCGGGCGGCGGGUUCGUGGGCCAGACGGCGCUGGAAGGGCGGUCGAAAGCGACGACGACGCGGUUCCUGCGCUGCCUGACCGUCGACGAUGGCCGGUCCGUCGUGCUGGGCAAGGAGCCCGUGUUCCACGACGGCCGCGCCGUGGGAUACGUCACCAGCGCCGCCUUCGGGUACACGAUCGGCAAGCCCAUCGCGUAUGCGUGGCUGCCCAGCGCCGUCGGCGAGGGCGAGAAAGUCGAGAUCGAGUACUUUGGCACCCGCGUCCCCGCCACCGUCACCCCGGAGCCGCUGUAUGAUCCGUCCAUGAGCCGGCUGCGCGGGUGA